AUGCUGGCGUUGAGGCUGCUCUUAGCCUUCGCGCUCCCCUUGAUCUCAGCGCUGAAAUUCGACAUCCAAGCCCACCCGGGCCACGAGUCCGCGAGCAAGGAACGCUGCAUUCGGAAUUUCGCUGGAAAUGGUCAAUUGGUCGUCGUGACUGCGACUGUUAGUGGCAGCCGGGGAGAUGGACAGACAUUGAACAUGCACAUCAAGGACGCUAUCAAUAACGACUACCACCGUCCCCGGGACGUCGUCGGCGAGAACCGCUACGCAUUCACAUCACAUGCCGACAGCCCUUUCGACAUUUGUUUCGAGAACAUCAUCACAGGCCACACCAAUGUCGGAGCCCCGUAUCGAACAGUAGAGCUCGAUGUGGACGUCGGAGCCGACGCCAAGGACUGGACUUCCAUUCAGGCGGACGAGAAGUUGAAGCCGAUCGAGGCCAGCCUCAAGCGCAUCUCCGAGGUGGCGAAGGAGAUUGUGGAUGAGAUGAACUACCUCAAGGAGCGCGAGAUGAUGCUCCGCGAUACAAACGAGAGCACGAACACACGAGUCAUGUAUUUCGGCAUUGGAACGAUGGGGAUGUUGGUCGCACUGGGCGUCUGGCAGAUCGUUUACCUACGGGCGUACUUCAGGAGCAAGCAUUUGAUUUGA
Molecule: messenger RNA, 645 nt
Organism: Dissoconium aciculare CBS 342.82
Lineage: Eukaryota; Fungi; Ascomycota; Dothideomycetes; Mycosphaerellales; Dissoconiaceae
Exons: 2
Coding region: 1-645 (214 amino acids)
Biological process (GO): endoplasmic reticulum to Golgi vesicle-mediated transport; intracellular protein transport; Golgi organization
Cellular component (GO): Golgi apparatus; endoplasmic reticulum; endoplasmic reticulum-Golgi intermediate compartment
Source: RefSeq, a predicted model, not a curated record